AUGAAUGUCGUCUGGACUACGUUCAGCAGUGAUUCUUCGACCGUUAACUACGGCACGUCACCGUCUUCUCUAAAGUUCUCGACGACAGGCUCGCAAAAAGAAUGGCGAUCCGGCAGUAUCACUCGGUAUUCACACCGAGCACUUAUGAAAGAUCUUCUACCUAGCACAACUUACUGGUACAAGAUCGGCUCCCGUACGUUCCAGUUCAAAACCUUGCCAGAAAACCCGAAAUCAUAUAGGGUGUGCGUUUUUGGCGAUCUGGGAUACUAUCAUGGCAACUCCACAGACAGCAUCAUUCGUAACGGAUUAUCCGGCAUGUUCGAUUUCAUCGUUCACGUUGGUGAUAUAUCCUACGAUCUCCAUUCUGAUGACGGCAAAACUGGUGACAAGUUCAUGAAUCAACUGGAACCGCUGCUGUCUCGAAUCCCUUACAUGGUUAUCGCCGGAAAUCAUGAAAACGAUGGCAAGAACUUCACAAACUUCCAAGAACGCUUCUGGAUGCCUCAUAACGGAUACCACGACAAUCAGUUCUACAGCUUCGAUCUUGGACCUGUACACUGGGUGGGAUUGAGCACUGAAUAUUACGGCUACUAUGACACUGUUGGGAAAGGACCGUUACUCACUCAGUACAGUUGGCUACAAAAGGACCUCGCAAUACGAGUUGGUCACAACGACUUGCCAGGUCUCGAAUCUUCAUUUAUUCAGUAUGGUGUUGACUUAGGAUUUUGGGGACACCAACAUUUCUACGAACGUUUCUAUCCUGUGGCAAAUAAGAAGUAUUGGGAUUCGCCCAACUGCUAUCACAACGC
Ostertagia ostertagi is the source of this 809-nucleotide messenger RNA. Lineage: Eukaryota; Metazoa; Nematoda; Chromadorea; Rhabditida; Trichostrongylidae. The record is from the annotation of a GenBank genome assembly.